Daphnia pulicaria is the source of this 1082-nucleotide messenger RNA. RefSeq names its product E3 SUMO-protein ligase NSE2-like. Lineage: Eukaryota; Metazoa; Arthropoda; Branchiopoda; Diplostraca; Daphniidae. The coding region runs from base 237 to 926 and encodes 229 amino acids. Gene Ontology annotation, cellular component: Smc5-Smc6 complex; nucleus. The record is from RefSeq and is a predicted model, not a curated record. Gene Ontology annotation, molecular function: zinc ion binding; SUMO ligase activity. The transcript has 4 exons. Gene Ontology annotation, biological process: protein sumoylation; double-strand break repair via homologous recombination.
CGCGCCACAAAUUACAAUAAGAAUAAGCAUUUUUCAACCAUGAUUGCAUGCAGAAGGUCAGAGAGAUUUCUAAAAAAACAUGUUUUCUUAUUUUGACCGUUAGAUGGCAGAAAAUAAAGAGGGAGAAAUACAGAGCUGAAGUCAGUUACUAGAAGAAUAAUUGAAAAAAGUAAAAUCUUCACCUGAUUGUCAUAAAGUGUUUGAUAACAACCCUUCAAAGAGAAAAUUUUACCAAAAUGGAUCAUAGACUUCCAGGUCCUAAUUCAAACAUAGCUGAAAACAUUAAACAGGCAAAAGAAAAGGUCAUUCAAGUUUACGACAUGCUGCCAAAUUUUUGUUCAAAUGAAGAAAUUCCUGAAUUACUGGAUGACCUCCGAAGUGUAAUGAAAGACUAUGUCUUGCUCGACACAAAAUACAAAGACCUUAAAACAAGCAAGCAGAAAGUAAUUCAGUUAUGCACUGAAAAAGUGAAGAAAGACAUUGCAGAGGGUAGAGAAAGCUCAGUUGCUUUCGAUGAAAUCAAUGAAUUGUUGAAAAAUACUUUGAGAAAUGAAAUGGAGAAACAUCAUGAAGGGUUUUUGGAAAAAGAUCCUUUGUACAUCACUAUGAAGAAUUUUGGUGAAGAUGAAAUUAACAAUGCAGAAGACCAAGCAAUGAAUAAUGAAGACGACCUGGCAGUCACUGGAGAAACCAUUCAGACAAUUGAUCCUUAUUCAAAGAAAGAAUUUUCUGAUCCUGUUAAAAACCUGAACUGUAAACACACAUAUGAAAGGGAAAUCAUCAUGGGACUGAUAGCAACAAACUCGAAAACCCGAUGUUAUUGGAUGGGAUGCAACAAUCGGGUGGCUAUUAGAGCUGAACAUCUCGUUUCUGAUGAUGAACUGAAACGUUACAUAAAUCGACUGAAAACAAGAGCGGCCAUUUAAUUUUUGUUGGUUAUUUGAAUCCAUUCCGCGAAAUUUCUUCUCUUUGUACAUGUCGUUCUUUCUCUUUUGAAAAGAGGAAGAAAAAAGUCUUUUUUAACACAGAUAACUCUAAAAACCACUGUAUGCAUAAAGCGAAUAAAGGAAUUUUGAACCAGA